Rhinopithecus roxellana (golden snub-nosed monkey) is the source of this 5750-nucleotide messenger RNA. RefSeq names its product FYN binding protein 1 (gene FYB1). Gene Ontology annotation, biological process: T cell receptor signaling pathway; protein localization to plasma membrane; integrin-mediated signaling pathway. Gene Ontology annotation, cellular component: plasma membrane. The record is from RefSeq and is a predicted model, not a curated record. Bases 1045 to 3564 code for a protein of 839 amino acids. NCBI's taxonomy places the organism in Eukaryota, Metazoa, Chordata, Mammalia, Primates, Cercopithecidae. Gene Ontology annotation, molecular function: lipid binding; protein binding. The transcript is spliced from 20 exons.
GUCUUUUAGUUGUUUCCCCUUUUCAUAUUGGCCACGAUGUUGUAAAGUCAAUCAGGAUGUUUUGGCCUUGAGCCCUGUAAACUCCGUGUCUUGCUCUGUUUCCUUGCUCAUCUCAGAUCUGCCAGGAUCACAGCCAUAAGUAGGACAAAUGUUAUCACAUCCCUUACAAUGACAAUUCUUGGGCAGGAGGUCAAUUGCUAGAGUUAGGUGGAAAACAUUUUGGAUUAGAAUAAGAAACUGCCAAAAAGUUUUGUGUGUGAGCUGAGAACUUAAACUAGUAACUACAUGAGAAAGACAAUGAAGGUCAUGGUUCCUAUGGCAUAUAGGGUGAGCACAGAAUUUAGAAGCAGAACCUGAGUUUGGUUCUCAUCCUACCACCUGCUACAGCCUAAGUGAUUCAGUUUAUGGUGGUAUAUUAAUAACACUAAGAACUAACCGGGCUUUGGGAGAAUCAAAUGAGGUAUUAUAUGUGAAAUUUUCUUUUAAAAUGUGAUUAUUAGUUUAAUAAUGAAAUUAGGAAUGGGUAUAAACUACUAAACUCAAGAAUUUUUUGAUAAUUAUAUGAGUAUAUAUAGAGUUGGUUUUUUUUUUUUUUUUUUUUGGCGGGAGGCGUGUAAAGGUGAUUUGUUCACCAAGAAAAGUGUUUUUAGUAAAGCAUAGAUGUUAAUCUAGAUUGUGGCAAGGUGUCACACAAUAGAUUUAGCACUUAAGCAAGGAGUCUCUAGGACACACAGUAGAAAAUGAAUGAAUCCAUGAAUGAAUGGACAAGUGAGAGCCCAGGGCAGCUGAAGCCAUGAAAUGCUUUGGAAAGAGAAGCAUGCCUGGGAAAAGACAGUGGCUGCAUCCUAAGAGCAGGAUGAACACCAUGGAAAACUUGAAAUUGAAAACAUCACAAUUUUAAUGAGAAAAAGUGCAACCCAAAGUGAAGAGCACCAUGAUAACAAAGGCAAUGCAAACCAGUAAUGCAGAAUCCUAUUGCUCUAUAAAAAUUUGAAUUGCCUGAAUCUAUUACAAAUUUUUGCCAGUGUGCUUCCUGCCUCAAAGAUGGAUGCAAAGCCAGAUGUAAAGUCCCUCAUGGCGAAAUUUAACACAGGGGGCAACCCGACAGAGGAUGUCUCAGUCAAUAGCCGACCCUUCAGAGUCACAGGGCCAAACUCAUCUUCAGGAAUACAAGCAAGAAAGAACUUAUUCAACAACCAAGGAAAUGCCAGCCCUCCUGCAGGACCCAGCAGUGUACCUAAGUUUGGGUCCCCAAAGCCACCUGUGGCAGUCAAACCUUCUUCUGAGGAAAAGCCUGACAAGGAACCCAAGCCCCCGUUUCUAAAGCCCACUGGAGCAGGCCAAAGAUUUGGAACACCAGCCAACUUGACCACCAGAGACCCCGAGGCAAAAGUGGGAUUUCCGAAACCUGUAGGCCCCAAGCCCAUCAACUUGCCCAAAGAAGAUUCCAAACCUGCGUUUCCCUGGCCUCCUGGAAACAAGCCAUCUCUUCACAGUGUAAACCAAGACCAUGACUUAAAGCCACUAGGCCCGAAAUCUGGGCCUACUCCUCCAACCCCGGAAAAUGAACAGAAGCAAGCAUUCCCCAAAUUGGCUGGUGUUAAAGGGAAAUUUAUGUCAGCAUCACAAGAUCUUGAAUCCAAGCCCCUCUUCCCCAAACCUGCCUUUGGCCAGAAGCCACCCCUAAGUACUGAGAACUCCCAUGAAGAUGAAAGCCCUGUGAAGAAUGCGUCUCCAUCAAAGGGGUCCCCAGCUCCCCUGGGAGUCAGGUCCAAAAGCGGCCCUUUAAAACCAGCAAGGGAAGACCCGGAAAAUAAAGACCAUGCAGGGGAGAUUUCAAGUUCGCCCUUUCCUGGAGUGGUUUUGAAACCUGUUGCGAGCAGGGGAGGCUCAGGCCUUUCCAAAAAUGGUGAAGAAAAAAAGGAAGAUAGGAAGAUAGACGCUGCUAAGAACACCUUCCAGGGCAAAACGAAUCAGGAAGACUCGGCCUCAGGGGCUCCUCCUUCCAGGUUCCCUAAGGCCCCUUCUAAGUUGACAGUGGAGGGGCCAUGGGGCCAAAGUCAGGAAAAGGAAAAGGGAGACAAGAAUUCAGCCACUCCAAAGCAGAAGCCAUUGCCUCCAUUGUUUACCUUGGGUCCACCUCCACCAAAACCCAACAGACCACCAAAUGUUGACCUGACGAAAUUCCUCAAAACCUCUUCUGGAAACAGUACUAGCAAAGGCCAGAUGUCUUACUCAACAACUUCUCCGCCACUACCUCCACCAUCCCAUCCGGCCAGCCAGCCACCAUUGCCAGCAUCUCACCCAUCACAACCACCAGUCCCAAGCCUACCUCCCAGAAACAUUAAACCUCCGUUUGACCUAAAAAACUCUGUCAAUGAAGACAAUCAAGAUGGUGUCAUGCACUCUGAUGGUGCUGGAAAUCUAGAUGAGGAACAAGAAAGUGAAGGAGAAACAUAUGAAGACAUAGAAGCAUCCAAAGAAAGAGAGAAGAAAAGGGAAAAGGAGGAAAAGAAGAGGUUAGAGCUGGAGAAAAAGGAACAGAAAGAGAAAGAAAAGAAAGAACAAGAAAUAAAGAAGAAAUUUAAACUAACAGGCCCUAUUCAAGUCAUCCAUCUUGCAAAAGCUUGUUGUGAUGUCAAAGGAGGAAAGAAUGAACUGAGCUUCAAGCAAGGAGAGCAAAUUGAAAUCAUCCGUAUCACAGACAACCCAGAAGGAAAAUGGUUGGGCAGAACAGCCAGGGGUUCAUAUGGCUAUAUUAAAACAACUGCUGUAGAGAUUGACUAUGAUUCUUUGAAACUGAAAAAAGACUCUCUUGGUGCCCCGUCAAGACCUAUUGAAGAUGACCAAGAAGUAUAUGAUGAUGUUGCAGAGCAGGAUAAUAUUAGCAGCCACAGUCAGAGUGGAAGUGGAGGGAUAUUCCCUCCACCACCAGAUGAUGACAUUUAUGAUGGGAUUGAAGAGGAAGAUGCUGAUGAUGGCUCCACACUACAGGUUCAAGAGAAGAGUAAUACGUGGUCCUGGGGGAUUUUGAAGAUGUUAAAGGGAAAAGAUGACAAAAAGAAAAGUAUACGAGAGAAACCUAAAGUCUCUGAGUCAGACAAUAAUGAAGGUUCAUCUUUCCCUGCUCCUCCUAAACAAUUGGACAUGGGAGAUGAAGUUUACGAUGAUGUGGAUACCUCUGAUUUCCCUAUUUCAUCAGCAGAGAUGAGUCAAGGAGCUAAUAUUGGAAAAGCUAAGACAGAAGAAAAGGACCUUAAGAAGCUAAAAAAGCAGGAAAAAGAAGAAAAAGACUUCAGGAAAAAAUUUAAAUAUGAUGGUGAAAUUAGAGUCCUAUAUUCAACUAAAGUUACAACUUCUGUAACUUCUAAAAAGUGGGGAACCAGAGAUCUACAGGUAAAACCCGGUGAAUCUCUAGAAGUUAUACAAAACACAGAUGAUACAAAAGUUCUCUGCAGAAAUGAAGAAGGGAAAUAUGGUUAUGUCCUUCGGAGUUAUCUAGCAGACAAUGACGGAGAGAUCUAUGAUGACAUUGCUGAUGGUUGCAUCUAUGACAAUGACUAACACUCAGCUUUGGUCAUCCUGCUGUGUUCCUUAGGUGCCAGUGUGAAGUCUGGAUUUUAAUUGGCAUGUUAUUGGGUAUCAAGAAAAUCAAUGCACAAAACCACUUAUUAUCAUUUGUUAUGAAAUCCCAAUUAUCUUUACAAAGUUUUUAAAGUUUGAACAUAGAAAAUGGUCUCUCUGCUUAAUUGUUAAUGUAGAAGACUACAUUAGUGAGAUGUAAGAAUUAUUAAAUAUCCCAUUUCUGCUUUGGCUACAAUUAUGAAGAAUUUGAAGGUGCUUCUUUUAGACCAUCAGUAAAUAAUCCCCCUUCAAAAAGUAAAAAGAAAAGAAAAAGGAAAAUCAUUCAAGAAGAAACGACCUGUCUAAAAAAACCUACGGAAGAAUAAUAAUGUAAGAAAGGAAAUUUUAAAACAUUCCACAAGAAGAAAAAUUAUUGUUUAUACUUCUACUUAUGGUUAUAUCUUAUAUUCUCUAUUCAAGUGACCUGUCUUUUAAAAAGGCAGUGCUGUCUUACCUCUUGCUAGUGGGUUAAAUGUUUUCAAAAAUUAAAGUGUAGAAGAAGUUUUGUAUAAAAUUUGUCCCUAUUUGUUAAUUGUAUAUAAAUGUUAAUUAUUUGAUACGAAUGUUAUGCAUUUAGUAUGCACAUUGAAGUCUAAACUGUAGAAGAGUCUAAAACAAGUUCUCUUUUUGCAGAUUCACAUGCUAAUGGUUUAAUUCUGUGCUCUGUUUAAAGUACUAUAAUAAGUAGAGUAGAUCUGAAUGAGGAUAACCCUAAAAUCAUGAGGAAUGGAAGAAUGGACCUUGAAACUAGCUAGGCUUUUAUGGCAUGGCACCUAUUUAUAAUGAAGACACUUUUUAAAGUUUUUGUUUUUGUUUCAAUUACUGCUGCAUUUUUUUCUCUUUUUUUAAAAAAACGUUUUACUGGAAAGUUGGCCAGCAGAGGGAGUAGAAAUUAUUAAAACUCUAGUGUUUGGAUUGGGCCAUUCUCUAACAGUACAUACUCAUUCCCAAAGCAAUCCAAAAACAAAAUAUGAAGCAUUUGGGAUUCAAAUAUUAAGAACACUAAAUAGCAUGAUUUAAAAAAUGAAAAAUCCUAACACCCAAGAAAAGAAGAUAUUAAGUGCUUUUAACAACUCCUAGAGUACAAAAUGAGCAAAUCCUAAUGCUGGCCCUUUUACUAAUGAACCAUCAAGUGAUAUUGAAUAAAUUAUUUAUCUUCUCAGUUUCCUCAUCUGUAAAUUACAAGAUUAGACUAAGUAAGUUUUUCCAACUCUUCACUACCAAUUACCUUAGGCUUUUAUAAUGCUCCUCCUACUUCAGUCCCAUGUUUCAGAAGUUUUUGUCUAUUUUUGAAGCUCAUUGAUGAAAUAAUGAUUAAAGCAUUCUCCACAUUUUAAUAUUACAAAGGCCCAUUGGAGUUUCUGAAGCGGCCCCACAGAAUUGAAAUAAUUUCAAAUAACUGCAAAGGAACUGAAAAUCUUCACAGAGAUGAAGUGGGGUUUCCAUUAGGUGCUUUGAAAUUUGAUAAUAAAUCAUCAACUUCCACUGGUCAAUAUAUAGAUUUUGGGUGUCUGAGGCCUCCAGAUUAGAAACCACUAAUCUCUAAAGAUUCCAUCCAAUUAUGAAAUAUUUUGAUGUCUACUUGUAGGUAGCAUCAGCCAGUAUAUGACCAUGUGAUGAAUUUCUUUUCAUACUACAUAAAAUUACCUGGUUCAAAAGUGGUUUUUGUUUAUUAAGUUUGGUAGUAAAUAUAUAUAAUACACAGAAGGAUAGUUUUUAUGCUGAAGUUUUUGGCCAGCUUUAGUUUGAGUACUCCCUGAUAAGCUUGCUAAACUUUCAGAGUGUCCUGAGGCACUUCCAACCAUCCCUCCUCCUGCCUUCCUUGAGGCAGACUUGCAUUGCAGUCUGACAGCAGUUUUUUUUCUGAUUGAGAAUGAAUCAAUUCAAUACAAUGCCAGUUUUUAAAAGUCGAAGUUAGAUCAAGAGAAUAUUUCAGAGUUUUGGUUUAUACAUCAAGAAACAGACACAUACACCUAGGAAAGAUUUACAUAAUAGAUAAUCAUCUUAAUGUGAAAGAUAUAUUUGAAGUAUUAUUUUUAAUAUAUUAAAUAUGAUUUAUGUUAUAGUCUUAUGUAUGGAAUUUUGUCACUUGAGAUGAGCUGCAAAUAAAUAAUACCUUCAAUGGA